Molecule: messenger RNA, 666 nt
Organism: Sorghum bicolor (sorghum)
Lineage: Eukaryota; Viridiplantae; Streptophyta; Magnoliopsida; Poales; Poaceae
Product: LRR receptor-like serine/threonine-protein kinase RCH1
Exons: 2
Coding region: 1-666 (221 amino acids)
Molecular function (GO): protein binding
Source: RefSeq, a predicted model, not a curated record
AUGGUAGCUAGGGUAGGCGUUCUCGGGCCCGCCGGACACGCCGCCGCGACGCUUGCUCGUCGCCGUGCCGUUCCUCUGGGAGGAGGCGCCUUCCUCACGUCCUGGCUCAACACCACGUCCACGAGCCCACCGGACUGGUCACCGGCCGCUUCGUCCCCAUGCAACUGGUCCCACAUCUCCUGCACCGGCACCGGCACCACCAGGACCGUCAGCUCUGUGUCGUUCCAGUCCGUGCACCUCGCGGGCGCCACACUCCCUGCCACAGGCCUCUGCGCGGCGCUGCCGGGACUCGUCUCCUUCGUCGUCUCCGAUGCCAACCUCACGGGCGCCGUCCCCGACGACCUCUGGCGGUGCCGCCGCCUCGCCGUGCUCAACGUCAGCGGCAUCGCGCUCACCGGCCCUAUCCCGCCGUCGCUCGGGAACGCCUCCGCGCUCCAGACUCUGGCACUCAACUCCAACCAGCUCUCUGGCUCCAUCCCGCCGGAGCUGGCGUACCUCGCGCCCACCCUUCGAAACCUGCUCCUCUUCGAUAACCGCCACUCCGGCGACCUCCCGCCGUCUCUCGGCGACCUUCGCCUCCUCGAGUCGCUGCGCGCGGGCGGGAACCACGACCUAUCGGGCCCGGAGCGCGUGCGCCGCAGCCAUGUCCCGCCGCGCCUGCACUAG